Molecule: messenger RNA, 1945 nt
Organism: Myotis daubentonii (Daubenton's bat)
Lineage: Eukaryota; Metazoa; Chordata; Mammalia; Chiroptera; Vespertilionidae
Gene: RGS20
Product: regulator of G protein signaling 20
Source: RefSeq, a predicted model, not a curated record
CUCGGAGCUACUUUUUUCCUGGGCCAUUUACUUCCAGGGUCCUUGGAAGCGGGAGGCAGCCCUGAUCCUUCCUGAGGCUGCUUCUCAAACUCUGGUUCUCGGCGCGCCGCUUUCCUCCCCCUCCUCCCGGCCUCCCUCAAAGGGGCCUCCGCCCCCUUCUUGCAAGCCCACUCCCCUGCCCUCCGGCUGCUGCGGGCUGGAGAGGCCGGGGAGGAAAUGACGUGAUGUUAUUUUUGUGUCAGGUCAGCUUCCAGCUUCAGUUUAGCCCUUGGAGCUCGGGCGCACGGCCCCGGCAGCCCAACUGCAUCUCGCUCCCGAGGGCGACCUGGGGACUAUAGGGACGCUCGGCGAUCGGUGCCCGGAGAGCUGGCCACAAGGUUCCUCCUCCGCUCUCGGGCCCCCACCCCUCUUUUAUCCCGGAUUCUCGAGUCCCCUGGGAACGGAGGGAGGCUGCGGAGGGUCUUGGCAGGAUCCGGAGUCGGGAGAUAGCUCUUGCUGCCGUGGUCCACCCCCCCACCCCCAAUAGGUGGAGCCUCUGGCUCCCGCUAGCCGAGAGUGGGCGAGGAGCCCCCUUCCCAGAACGGGUGGGAUAGCUAGAGACGGAGGUUGCACCGAGGUGGAGAGCUCCAAGGAGCACCCUGGGAAAGGGAGAAGCUGAUGGGCUCGGAACGGAGGGAGAUGCAGAAGCGACAGAUGUCUGCAGCCCAGGAGACAUCAGACUCCCUCCCGGGCCAGCACGGAGUGGGGAACCGAGGAUCCAACGCUUGCUGCUUCUGCUGGUGCUGCUGUUGUAGCUGUUCAUGUCUCACAGUUAGAAAUCAAGAACAGGGGCCUGGGAGGGCUUCCCAUGAACUCAGAAGAGACGACCUUCCAACCUGGGAAGAAAGCCCAACUCCUACUCUGGAAGAGGUCAGUGCCUGGGCGCAGUCCUUCGACAAGUUGAUGCUCACCCCAGCAGGAAGGAACGCUUUCCGCGAAUUCCUCCGGACGGAGUUCAGUGAAGACAAUAUGCUUUUCUGGAUGGCGUGUGAGGAACUGAAAAAAGAAGCUAAUAAGAGCAUUAUUGAGGAAAAGGCAAGGACAAUAUAUGAAGACUACAUUUCUAUUCUUUCUCCUAAAGAGGUCAGCUUAGACUCCCGAGUCAGAGAAGUCAUCAACAGGAACAUGGUGGAGCCAUCCCAACACAUAUUCGAUGAUGCACAACUUCAGAUUUACACCUUAAUGCACAGAGACUCAUAUCCCCGAUUCAUGAAUUCUGCUGUCUAUAAAGAUUUGCUCCAGUCCUUAUCUGAGAAAUCCGUUGAAACAUAGGAUGUUAUCAACUAUAUUUAUUUUUAAUAAAAUAAUAAAGACUCAUGGACUAUGUCUAGUACAGGGAACUUAGAGGUAGCAGCCAGGGUCUUCUGCUGCACUAAUACGGGGCUAUUUUAAUAACAGAUGCUUCCUUCCACAGAAGGCUACAUGUUCACAGUGUAAAUUGCAGCCACCGUUAGUGCUACUUAUGAAAAAAUGGACAUGGCUGUCUUAGAAAGGUAGUAUAUUUACAUUUACAAUAACAGCGGCGCGUUCUGAAUGGCAAGGGAUCCACUACAAGACUGCACCUACCUGGAGCAUGGACACCCACUGGGGCAACAGGACUGCUUUUGUUCUGCGUGAGUUCAGUACCUGAUUACUCUCUUCCCGAAGAAAAGACACUCAGCUGUUUCUCAACUCCCCCUUCAGUCCAUCAAGCUCAGUUUUGGAUAUUUCACUUACCAGGGCCAUUACAGGACCCAAAUUCCCAUUUCAUACAGAUGUGACCACUUGUAAAAAAAUGGACUUCCCCUUAAUCUGAGAUUAUAUGUAUGUAGUACAUAGAUGUGUGUGUGUAUCUAUCCAUGGUUAAUGUGAAGCACAGUGCUCUGAAGUGCAUCCAUCUCAAUGUUUGGUAAGAGAAGUAGUGCUG